This is a messenger RNA of Penicillium oxalicum, 267 nucleotides long. Its product is annotated as heat shock 9/12 family protein. The transcript has 3 exons. The coding region runs from base 1 to 267 and encodes 88 amino acids. NCBI's taxonomy places the organism in Eukaryota, Fungi, Ascomycota, Eurotiomycetes, Eurotiales, Aspergillaceae. The record is from RefSeq and is a predicted model, not a curated record.
AUGUCUGACGCCGGCCGCAAAGACUUUUCCACUAAGGCGAAGGAGGAGAUCACUUCUGACUCCACCAAGUCUACCCAGGAGAAGAUCAAGGAGACCGUCACCGACACCACUGACCGUGUCUCUCGUGGUCUCCAGCCUGAUGACAGCAAGAGCACCCCCCAGGAGGCCUUCGAUAAGACUCAGCGUGCUCACGACAAUGAGGCUCACGGUGGUUCUAGCGGCUCCAUUGGAGACAAGGUCAAGUCCGCUCUCGACAUGGACAAAUAA